AUGAGGAGAGCAGGCGGCCUAGCGCGCGCCGGACAUGGCGCGGCGACGGCGGCGGGGCGGGCGACGAGGGUGAUGCGGGCCGCGGUGUCCGCGUUCUUCGCGGGCUACCACUGCUUCACCUCCGUGGCGGCGCUGCUGGCGCUGCCGUUCUCGGCGGCGGUGCUGGCGUCCGAGGCGAUGAUGGCGCCGUCGUCGGGGACCCUGCGCGCCGUGGCGGCGCGGCUCCGCGCCGUGUUCGCCGCCGCGGGGCUCCCGCCCUCCCCAUUCUUCGCGCUGCUCGAGGCCAAGCUGUCGCAGACCGUCUUCACGUUCGCCGCCACGCUGCCGUUCGCGCUAACCUUCCUGCUGCUCGCCAAGGCCUGCGUCGCCGCCAUGCUCCGGGACGACGACGACGGCGGGCGGCGGCGGCACCGCCGGAUCGCCGCGCUCCCGCCUUGCGGGGCCGUGGCGCGCGCGUACCCGGCGGUGGUGGCCACGCACCUGCUCAACGCGUUCCUCAUGCUCUCCGCCAACGCCGCGGUGUUCUCGCUGCUGCUGCUGGCGUUCGGCGCCGCCGACCUGCUGGGCCUCACCUCCCACGUCUGGACGCUCGCGCUGUCCGCGGCGGGCGCCAUCGUCUACUCGCUGGCCGUCGGCGUCGCCAGCGUGGUCUGCAACCUCGCCGUCGUGGUGGCAGCCACGGAGCCCGGGUGCGCGGGCCACGCCGCGGUGCUCAGGGCCUGCGUGGCAAUCAGGGGCCGGGUGUCCACGGCGCUGGCGCUGGCGCUGCCCACCAACCUCGGCAUGGCGGCGGCCGAGGCGCUGUUCGGCUCCGCGUCGUCGCGCAGCGACGGAGGGACAACAGGCUCGCGCCGGGCGUCGCCGGCGAGGCCUUCUCGAUCGCCUACAUCCACGCCAUCUGCGUCGUGCUGGAGAUCAUCGUCAGCUGCAUGUUCUACAGGAGCUGCAAGAGGAGUGAAGCCGACGAGCUCAGAGAACUCGAGCCAGAGGAGAAGGGAGACCUCCAGGCUUGAUCACCUCUCAGCUUCAGCUUCAGUCUGGUGCAUGCACAAGGGGGAAGAAACCCACACAAAUAGUAGUCAUAGUUUGUGUUUCGAUGAGAAGCAACAGGAUCAGAUCACAGGGUACAGAACUGAUCCAGAAAUAUAG
Molecule: messenger RNA, 1149 nt
Organism: Miscanthus lutarioriparius
Lineage: Eukaryota; Viridiplantae; Streptophyta; Magnoliopsida; Poales; Poaceae
Source: the annotation of a GenBank genome assembly